This is a messenger RNA of Enterobius vermicularis (human pinworm), 243 nucleotides long. NCBI's taxonomy places the organism in Eukaryota, Metazoa, Nematoda, Chromadorea, Rhabditida, Oxyuridae. The record is from the annotation of a GenBank genome assembly.
GAUUUUCAAGUGGAUAUGUAUCUCCAGUUAAAGUGGCGUGAUGAACGUCUACAGCAUAACAACAGCAAACGAAUUUUGAUCAAACGAAGAGAACAUUUUAAUCGAAUAUGGCAUCCAGAUCUGUAUUUCGCGAAUGCAAGAACCGCAGAAUUUCAUGAUGUUACAUCACCAAAUUUUUUGGUUUGGAUUUAUCCAAAUGGUACAGAUAUCGUUGACAGUGAUUUGUAUGCAAAAUUUGAUUAA